This is a messenger RNA of Penicillium cosmopolitanum, 393 nucleotides long. RefSeq lists its product as uncharacterized. Gene Ontology annotation, cellular component: vacuole; membrane. Gene Ontology annotation, biological process: regulation of intracellular pH. The coding region runs from base 1 to 393 and encodes 130 amino acids. Lineage: Eukaryota; Fungi; Ascomycota; Eurotiomycetes; Eurotiales; Aspergillaceae. The transcript has 2 exons. The record is from RefSeq and is a predicted model, not a curated record.
AUGCCUCGCCCACGCCUGGUCAACAAUGUCCUCUAUGUGAUUCUACUCUCCGCAGCGCUCGACCUCGUCGGCCCCGAUAUUCCUAAAGGCCUCGUCCUCCUCGCGGAUAUUAUACCCUCCUUCGCGACCAAGCUGAUCGCCCCAUACUUCAUCCACCUCGUACCAUACUCCACCCGAGUCCUGAUCUUCGUCUUCCUCUCAGUCGUCGGCAUGCUCAUCGUGGCCAUGAGCCCGAGUUAUACAGAUGGUGGAACGAUCGCAUCCAAGGUUGCCGGAAUCAUCCUGGCGAGUCUCUCGGCUGGAGGUGGCGAACUGAGCUUCGUCGGACUCACACAUUUCUACGGACCGUUCAGCUUGGCCGCUUGGGGAGUGGUACCGGGGCCGCGGGCUUAG